Durusdinium trenchii is the source of this 306-nucleotide messenger RNA. NCBI's taxonomy places the organism in Eukaryota, Dinophyceae, Suessiales, Symbiodiniaceae. The record is from the annotation of a GenBank genome assembly.
AUGGCACCGGAGCUCAUGUGGCGCUUGGCACCACAAGCUGGGCUCUUUCAGGAAACCUUCGCAGUGGUCACAGAGGAUGACUGGAUGAUGAUCGCCUUUGGCCUCACCAAUAGGCCUUUGGCACCUGUGCCUGAAGAAGUUGCGCAGCUCAGGUUCGCGGCCGAUGAGGCGAAGCGACGGAGCUCCUCCUGGCGCUACCGGGAUCGCCUCGUGGUGGGCCCCACAACAGGGCGCGGUGAAACGGAGGUGCCAAAAGCUCCGCAGAAGCGAAAACGGCUCAAAAGCCCAAGUGUUGAUUCGAAUUGA